UAAGGUUGAUAUUUCAUGUUUUAUCAAAUAAAGGUUCAUUUAAAAAAUGAGUACAUCAAGUAAAAGUGGAUUAGUUCCAACACCUCAAAGACGUAUUCCAAGAAAGAAGCCAGUAAAACCGGAAAAUCUUUUGCCAACUAAAUAUGUAGUCAAGCCAAUAACAUUAACUCUACGGCCAUUUGGAGGAUUGUAUAAUCCAUAUGCAAAAGGAUGUUCAGUUCUGUGCAAUCAUCCAGCACCAAGUGCAGUUCGAAAAUAUAUAAAUCAAUUGAAAAAUAAUUUAGUAACUGACAAUAAAACUUCCUCCCAAAAUCGAGAUCAGUUAUUUGAAUCGGAAACUGAUAAUAUUCCAGAAGAUUUAUUCCGACGUUAUACUGAUACUGAUUCGAGACCUUUAACACCAUCACCAACUGUUACGAGUGUUCGAACGAGAAAUAGCACUGGUUCAUUUCUGAACAAUAGACGUUGUAUAACACCUGAGUUGAGGAAAAAUGAGAUAAGCAAGAGAAAGAAGAUUAUUCUUGAUUUAAGACGAAGCCACAGUCAAGAGACUUUGUAUUGGAAACCAACAUCAGAGAUAUCACAAAGUGCUCUAACAGAAGCUGAUAUCGAAGAAAAACGAGUGGUAACUGAGAAAAAAGUUAAGAAACAAAAAUCUGAUGAUAUAAGACCUAAAACUCCAGCAACAAUUCCAGAAGAAUUUCAAGAAGAUUGCAAGAAGCCACCAAUUUCAUGCAUCAACGAGCACGAUAUAGCCGAUGAUGAUGCUCGUCGUGGCAAAAAGAGAAAGAAGAUCAAACCACAACCGGCAACCACAACAUUCCAUCUAAGUGAAGAUCCUGAAACUCAAGUAGCUACUUUGGGUCCAGAUUCAUUGAAUCCAAGUACUCGUCCAUCGCUCAUCCCGAAUGCAGCAAAUUUAUUACCAAGCAAAGAAAAACGAGAAAGUGAGCCAGUUUUGCUCAAAGGUAGUUUUCUAACCGAUGAAGCAUUUGAAGCUCUUAAAACAGAACUUGAUGUUGAUACAAUUGAGAAUACUUUUGAUAGAUAUCUUAACCGAGCGAUGCGUGAGGCAUAUAAAUAUGUUCCAGUUAAAGCUAAGGAAAAUAAACCAAAACCUAUUUAUGAAUGUGAAAAGUUGUACUUUGAAACUCGUUCGAAAAUGCCAAGAAAAUUUUCAAAAUCUGCAACUAGGUUUGAUGUUCCUUUAGAUAUGAAGACUUUGGAAGAAAUGUCAGUUUUUGAGUACUUGAGUAAAUAUGUUUGGGUAUCAAGACAACGAAAACAACUUUAUAAAAAAGUGUUUCUCAAACAUUUGGUUCAAGUUGAAGAACCUGAAGAGACAGAAGAAAAUGAAGGCCCAAUUCAAGUUGAAUAUGUUGAAAGAAAGAUGUCUGCAAAAAACAUUACCGAAGCUUUGACAGAGGUUUUGGAUUUUUAUGGAACUGAAAAAAAUAUUAAAGAAAUUUUAAGACUAAUUGAGGUGAAAGAAGAUCAAGAACUAAAUUUUAGGUCAUGGUGUGGUAUAGUAUCGUUUAGUGAACGUUUAGCUUUAGAUGAUGUCACGGGAACUGAUUCAAGUGAUGAGCUCGAAAAAGCAGAUUUCACAAGUAUGCAAAAGCGACUCGAUGCAUAUGAUGUUCCCGAAAAAUUAAAAGAAGUUUUUGACGUAAUUCGUAGAGGGCAUUUUUGAAUUGAAAAUUUAGGAUUUAU
Molecule: messenger RNA, 1713 nt
Organism: Episyrphus balteatus (marmalade hoverfly)
Lineage: Eukaryota; Metazoa; Arthropoda; Insecta; Diptera; Syrphidae
Exons: 9
Coding region: 47-1693 (548 amino acids)
Source: RefSeq, a predicted model, not a curated record